Molecule: messenger RNA, 709 nt
Organism: Dermacentor andersoni
Lineage: Eukaryota; Metazoa; Arthropoda; Arachnida; Ixodida; Ixodidae
Product: beta-1,4-galactosyltransferase 1-like
Biological process (GO): carbohydrate metabolic process; glycosphingolipid biosynthetic process
Cellular component (GO): Golgi apparatus
Molecular function (GO): N-acetyl-beta-glucosaminyl-derivative 4-beta-N-acetylgalactosaminyltransferase activity; galactosyltransferase activity
Source: RefSeq, a predicted model, not a curated record
UUUCAGUCGGCUACAUUCCAAUCAGGAUGGAUGUGCCAUCUCUCGAGGCUGUGGAGAACGAGUUCCCGGAAGUGAUGCAAGGAGGCCGCUUCCGGCCGAAGGAAUGCACUUCCAGACACAGAGUUGCCAUACUGGUUCCCUACAGGAAUCGCGCCGAGCACCUCAAGAUAUUUAUCUACAACAUCCAUAAAGUACUCUCUCGGCAGCAGAUAGACUACGGUAUCUUCGUCAUUGAGCAGGGUGACGACGCUGGUUUUAACCGGGCCAAGCUCCUCAACGUGGGCUACGUCGAGUCGACGGCCCUGUACGACUACCAGUGCUUCGUAUUCCACGACGUCGACAUGGUCCCUCUGGACGACAGAAACGUGUACACGUGCCCAGAACAGCCGAGGCAUAUGUCGGUCAACGUCAAUAACCAAUCCGCAGUUUAUUACUCUUAUUUCUUUGGCGGAGUGAGUGCGGUCAACAAGGAGCAGAUGCUGCGCGUCAAUGGAUACUCCAAUAAGUACUGGGGAUGGGGAGCUGAAGACGACGACAUGUCUUACAGGCGAGUGUCCUUGCAGUCAAGGCUAGGAAGAGAUAAAGCUUUCUUGCAGAACUUACAAAACGCUCCAUCCAAAUAAGCUUAUCGUUGAUGAAAUGUUUAUUCGCUCUAGUUCUAAAGUAAAGAAAUUACUAAUGAAAUAGUGAAAGAGGAAAUUUUCCAACA